AUGAAGGCAUCAUAUUCAUACAUUGCAAUUGCAUUGUGCCUUGUGGUUGUGGUGUUGUUGGGCAAAGCAGAUGUUUCAAUGGCAGUAACAUGCAACCCAACAGAACUAAGUCCCUGUGCAGGAGCAAUAACUUCUUCAACUCCUCCAUCCACAGUAUGCUGCACCAAGAUCAAGCAACAGAAGCCCUGCCUCUGCCAGUAUCUCAACAACCCCAACCUCAAGAAGUUUGUCAACACCCCAAAUGCCAGGAAAGUUGCUAGGACUUGUGGCACUCCCUUCCCCAAGUGCUAG
Molecule: messenger RNA, 291 nt
Organism: Prunus armeniaca (apricot)
Lineage: Eukaryota; Viridiplantae; Streptophyta; Magnoliopsida; Rosales; Rosaceae
Source: the annotation of a GenBank genome assembly